Molecule: messenger RNA, 1125 nt
Organism: Raphanus sativus (radish)
Lineage: Eukaryota; Viridiplantae; Streptophyta; Magnoliopsida; Brassicales; Brassicaceae
Product: phosphoenolpyruvate carboxylase kinase 2
Exons: 2
Coding region: 86-934 (282 amino acids)
Biological process (GO): peptidyl-serine phosphorylation; protein autophosphorylation; intracellular signal transduction
Cellular component (GO): nucleus; cytoplasm
Molecular function (GO): calmodulin binding; calcium/calmodulin-dependent protein kinase activity; calcium-dependent protein serine/threonine kinase activity
Source: RefSeq, a predicted model, not a curated record
CUCUCCCUCUAUAUAAACAACCCUCUCCUCUCUCGCGAAACCAGCAGAGAGAUACGAAGAGAAUCACUAAAAAAAGAAUAUUCCGAUGACCGGAGAAUUCGAACUCGGAAACAGUUACCAGAUCUGCGAGGAGAUCGGCCGAGGCCGAUUCGGAACAAUCACUCGCUGUUUCUCUCCCGCGACGAAACAAUUCUACGCGUGCAAAACGAUCGACAAGCGCGUGCUCGUCGACGCUCUGGACCGCGAGUGCAUAACGACGGAGCCGAGGAUCAUGGCGAUGCUGCCGCCGCAUCCGAACAUCGUCAGGAUCCACGACCUCUUCGAGACGGAGGACGCUCUCGCGAUCGUCAUGGAGCUGGUCGAUCCGCCGACGACGAUCUACGAUCGGCUGAUCUCCGCCGCCGGAGGGAGGCUAUCGGAACCGGAAGCCGCCUCGUACGCGAAGAAGAUCCUCCGCGCGGUGGCUCACUGCCACCGCCGCGGCGUGGUUCACCGCGACGUGAAGCCUGACAACGUGCUGGUCGACCUCGGGAGCGGCGGCGUUAAGCUCUGCGAUUUCGGAUCGGCGGUGUGGCUCGGCGGAGAGAAAACGGAGACGGCGGAGGGAGUGGUGGGGACGCCGUACUAUUUAGCGCCGGAGGUUGUGAUGGGGAGGAGGUACGGCGAGAAGGUGGACGUGUGGAGCGUUGGUGUUGUGAUAUACACUAUGUUGGCUGGGGAGCCGCCGUUUAAGGGAGAGACGGCGGAGGAGAUAUUCGAGACGAUUCUGAGAGGGAAUCUUAGGUUUCCACGGAAGGUGUUUGGAUCUGUAUCGGUAGAAGCUAAGGAUCUGUUGAGGAGAAUGAUUUGUCGCGAUGUUUCCCGGAGAUUUUCAGCAGAAGAUGCUCUUCGCCAUGCAUGGAUCAUGAACGUGGGAAACAUACAAAGCAAUUAAUCUCUCUGGUUUCGAUAUGAAUAGAUCUUUGAUUUGAUUAGAGUUAAGAGUAUAUAUGUGCUCUCCGUUUCGAGUAGUCAAACGUACGUAGCUGUGUUUUAAUAAUCCUACGGUUUGGCUUCGGCAUUAGAGACUGUGUAGCUUGAGAAUAUUUUGUAACGAUUUCGGAAUAAAAUGACUUUUGAGAGAUC